Cadophora gregata is the source of this 654-nucleotide messenger RNA. It is a transcript of the gene CRP74, whose product is annotated as 60S ribosomal protein L10a. The record is from RefSeq and is a predicted model, not a curated record. The coding region runs from base 1 to 654 and encodes 217 amino acids. Gene Ontology annotation, biological process: translation. Gene Ontology annotation, cellular component: large ribosomal subunit. The transcript is spliced from 4 exons. Gene Ontology annotation, molecular function: RNA binding; structural constituent of ribosome. NCBI's taxonomy places the organism in Eukaryota, Fungi, Ascomycota, Leotiomycetes, Helotiales, Ploettnerulaceae.
AUGUCGAAAAUCACAGUCGCCGGAGUGCGUACCAACGUGCAACAACUCCUUGAGUACUCCCUGGAGACCAAGAAGAGAAACUUCCUCGAGACCGUCGAGCUCCAAAUCGGUCUCAAGAACUAUGACCCCCAACGUGACAAGCGUUUCUCUGGAACCAUCCGUCUCCCAGUCGUCCCCCGCCCAGGCAUGAGCAUCUGUAUUCUCGGUGACCAGCAUGAUAUUGAUCGUGCGAAGCACGGUGGUGUCGACGCUAUGUCCGCUGAUGACUUGAAGAAGCUCAACAAGAACAAGAAGCUCAUCAAGAAGCUUGCUCGCAAGUACGAUGCCUUCGUCGCUUCCGAUACCCUCAUCAAGCAAAUCCCACGUCUCUUGGGCCCCGGUCUUUCCAAGGCUGGUAAAUUCCCAACCCCAGUCUCCCACAACGAGGAUCUCAGCGCCAAGAUCAACGAAGUCAAGUCCACCAUCAAGUUCCAGUUGAAGAAGGUCUUGUGCAUGGGUGUCGCUGUCGGAAACGUUGGAAUGACUGAGGAUCAAUUGAUCUCCAACAUCAUGUUGGCCAUCAACUACCUUGUCUCUCUGUUGAAGAAGGGAUGGCAAAACGUUGGCAGCUUGACGAUCAAGGCUUCUAUGUCUCCUCCCAAGCGUGUCUACUAG